Cyphellophora europaea CBS 101466 is the source of this 936-nucleotide messenger RNA. RefSeq lists its product as uncharacterized. The record is from RefSeq and is a predicted model, not a curated record. Gene Ontology annotation, cellular component: EMC complex. Lineage: Eukaryota; Fungi; Ascomycota; Eurotiomycetes; Chaetothyriales; Cyphellophoraceae. The transcript has a single exon. Bases 1 to 936 code for a protein of 311 amino acids. Gene Ontology annotation, molecular function: protein binding. Gene Ontology annotation, biological process: protein folding in endoplasmic reticulum.
AUGACUGAGAAGCUUCAGCCGUCGCCAUUCGCCGACCCCAAAGAUGCCCUACAGCUUGCACAAAAGGCACCGCGGGUCCUUGCCAAGUCAGCGUCGAUAGCGACAACAUUUCCCAUGUCCGUCGUCGGCACACCUGAAUCGCCCGAGACAUGGGUGGAACUGGCGUCACUAUUCUACGCCUGCCUCCGGACUGGCGACGACAAGUCCGCGUAUCUAGCCCUUGAACGGCUCACCAAGCGAUUCGGCGAGGACAAUGACCGUGUUAUGGCAAUGCGGGGGAUGUAUCAAGAAGCUGUCGCCCAAGGCGACGAGGAGCUCCGAAGCAUUCUACAAGAUUACAACAAGAUCCUAUCUACCAAUCCAGUCAACGUGCCCAUACUCAAGAGGAGGAUAGCACUGGUCAGAGCCAUGGGCCGAGACCAAGAGGCCACCAAUGCUCUCGUGGAUCUGCUCGAGGCGUUUCCCACCGACGUCGAAGCUUGGUGUGAGCUAGCAGACUUGUAUCAGUCGCAAGGGCUCGGGGCCCAGGCCGUCUUUUGCCUCGAAGAAGCCUUGCUGACCACGCCCAAUGCAUGGAACUUGCAUGCGUGGAUAGGCGAGCUUGACUAUAUGAAUGCUGUAGUCGCAGGCGAGACGAGCGAGGCAGGAAGGACUGCACUUGCGCAAUCAGUGCAGCGCUUCAGUCGAAGCAUUGAACUUUGCGACGAUUACUUGCGGGGCUAUUAUGGCCUGAAGCUAGCGGUGGCUAAGCUAUUGCAGACGGAUGGUCAGAGCAAGACGGCUGCAUUUAGUCAGGAGAAACUGAAGAAGCUGGACCAAUUGGCUACGACGAAAUUGCAGGCAAUUAUCCGCGCACGCAAAUCAAAGGUUAUGCGCGACGUGGAUGAAGCGGAGUUGAUCGCUGCCCAAGCUCUCCUGGAUCAAACCGGUGCCUGA